AUGGAUGACAGAGAGAAUGACCUCAUCGAACGAAAGUUGAAACGGCCAAAGUAUGAGCCAACCUUCACCCAUGCGGACUACACAGUGGGAUGGAUCUGUCCACUCCAGAUCGAGCUUGUGGCAGCUCUCGAGAUGUUAGAUGAGGAGCAUACGAAGCUGCCGCAGCAACCAGCGGACCACAACGUUUAUCAUCUGGGUAGCAUUUCAGGCCAUAACGUCGUCAUUGCGGGCAUGUGGCAGACGGGAAAUACUACAGCGGCGACGGUCGUUGCCCAAAUGAGAAUGACCUUUCCCAGCGGCGUCCCCGUCGUGACAGAACAUGGGAUGGUUCGACUGGGACAUGUGGUUGUCAGCAAACCCACGGGGCAGCUCCCGGGGGUUAUUCAGUAUGACCGGGGGAAGGCGCAAGAUGGUGAGUUUGUGCGGACUGGCGCUCUAGCUCCGCCGCCGCCGGUCCUCCUUUUGGCUGCCGAAGCCCUAGCCGCCCAGCGCGCUCGAUCACGACAAGACCCAUUGCUACAGAACAUCCGGCGGUUUGAUACCAGCCUCCCCGGGCUGUGCUGCUAUCAAUUUCCCGGCAACGACAAAGAUUACCUUUUCCCGGCCGAUUAUAAGCAUCUUCGCCCGCGAACAUCAUGCGAUGUGGCCCAAUGCGAUCUGACUCAACGGAUUAGCCGGGAUGAAGACGGCAUAUAUAAGUCAGAUGAGUGGAUUAUCGUCCAUCGCGGCACGAUCGCUUCGGGUGAGCUUGUAGUCAAGGAUGCCGUGAAGCGAGAUCUGCUGAGCCAAGAGGAUGACAUUCUCUGCUUCGAGAUGGAAUCUGCGGGCGCCUUGAGUGACUUUCCAUGCCUGGUGAUCCGCGGGAUUUCCAACUACUGUGACUCGCAUAAGAGUGACCAGUGGCAGGGUUAUGCUUCGGCUGCCGCGGCUGCCUACGCGAGGCAACUCUUUUUCUACAUUCCCAUGGAACAGGAAACCUAG
Molecule: messenger RNA, 981 nt
Organism: Aspergillus homomorphus CBS 101889
Lineage: Eukaryota; Fungi; Ascomycota; Eurotiomycetes; Eurotiales; Aspergillaceae
Product: ankyrin repeat protein
Exons: 3
Coding region: 1-981 (326 amino acids)
Biological process (GO): nucleoside metabolic process
Molecular function (GO): catalytic activity
Source: RefSeq, a predicted model, not a curated record